GGGUCUGAUGUGGGCAUGAGUGUAGAGGACGGGGGAGUGCCAGGCCUGGGCCGUCCCAGGCAGGCCCGCUGGACUUUGAUGCUACUCCUGUCCACUGCUAUGUACGGUGCCCAUGCACCAUUGUUGGCACUGUGCCAUGUGGAUGGCCACGUGCCCUUCCGACCCUCCUCAGCUGUGCUGCUGACCGAGCUGACCAAGCUACUGUUGUGCGCCUUCUCCCUCCUGGUAGGCCGGCCAGCAUGGCCCCGGGGGGCCCCGCCCUGGCGCCAGGCUGCCCCCUUUGCACUACCAGCCUUGCUCUACGGCGCUAACAAUAACCUGGUGAUCUAUCUUCAACGGUACAUGGACCCCAGCACCUACCAGGUGCUGAGCAAUCUCAAGAUUGGAAGCACGGCCCUGUUCUACUGCCUCUGCCUCCGGCGCCGCCUCUCUGCACGCCAGGGCUUCGCACUGCUGCUGCUGAUGGCAGCGGGGGCCUGCUAUGCAGCCGGUGGCCUCCAGGACCCUGGGAGCACCCUCCCGGGGCCCCCUCCAGCAGCUAAGGCUGGCCCCAUGCCCCUGCAUAUCACUCCACUAGGACUGCUGCUCCUCAUCCUGUACUGCCUCAUCUCAGGCUUGUCCUCCGUGUACACAGAGCUGCUCAUGAAGCGACAGCGGCUGCCCCUGGCGCUGCAGAACCUCUUCCUUUACACGUUCGGUGUGCUCCUGAAUCUAGGUCUGCAUGCAGGUGGCGGCCCCGGCCCAGGCCUCCUGGAGGGCUUCUCGGGAUGGGCAGCGCUCGUGGUGCUCAGCCAGGCCCUGAACGGACUGCUCAUGUCGGCCGUCAUGAAGCACGGCAGCAGCAUCACACGCCUCUUCGUGGUGUCCUGCUCGCUGGUGGUCAACGCCGUGCUCUCAGCGGCUCUGCUGCGGCUGCAGCUCCCAGCCGCCUUCUUCCUGGCCACUCUGCUCAUUGGCCUGGCAGUGCACCUGUACUAUGGCAGCCACUAGCCCCUGACCACCUUGACUCCUGACCCUGGAGGUUGGGCGUUACCGUCAGAGCCACCUCCCAGCUCCCUUUCCCUCAGCAGCCCUGUUACAAGUGCCUUGUGAGAAAAGCUGGGGAAGUGAGAGCAACCAGAUGGGUGGAUGAAGGUGUAUCCCUGAGAGACUUGUAGAGUGGGUUUGGUUAGGAAACUGGAAACUCUAAAACAUC
Molecule: messenger RNA, 1195 nt
Organism: Myotis davidii
Lineage: Eukaryota; Metazoa; Chordata; Mammalia; Chiroptera; Vespertilionidae
Gene: SLC35A4
Product: solute carrier family 35 member A4
Exons: 1
Coding region: 16-990 (324 amino acids)
Biological process (GO): pyrimidine nucleotide-sugar transmembrane transport
Cellular component (GO): Golgi membrane
Molecular function (GO): pyrimidine nucleotide-sugar transmembrane transporter activity
Source: RefSeq, a predicted model, not a curated record